This is a messenger RNA of Coniophora puteana RWD-64-598 SS2, 2841 nucleotides long. RefSeq lists its product as uncharacterized. The transcript has 12 exons. The coding region runs from base 1 to 2841 and encodes 946 amino acids. The record is from RefSeq and is a predicted model, not a curated record. Lineage: Eukaryota; Fungi; Basidiomycota; Agaricomycetes; Boletales; Coniophoraceae.
AUGUCUGCACGCGAGCGUCGCGCGCUCAAAGCCCUUGCAGAGACUGUGAGGCCACAAAAGUCUUUCUCUGAAGAGAACGAUGUCAGCGGGCCGGACGACGAUGAUGAUGACACAUACCUCGCAGACGAUGUUCUCGAUGGGAGAACGACCAUUCCUUUGAGCAAUGCAGGAGGAGAGCUACUCCAUCUUACUGAGAAAAAAUCCCGCAAACGCGAUCUGCGCCAUCGGAAGACACGCGCUGUUAGGCGCGACGACUUGUUUCUCAGACAGAUGGAUGAACUCACGAACGCGUACAUGAAAUGGUCGUACGAGGACCAUCGGCGACAGAAAGCGACGGAAGACAAGGACCGCCAGCGCGAGGAGGAGACCGAGGACGGCGACAAGGAGAUGGAGGAGCUGACGAACGAGAUGAAGAGGCUAAAGCUUGUGGACGUGUUCGUCGUGCGUACAUCGGACCUCCACGUUCCUUCGAGCGGAAACGUCGCUCCCGCGAUUGUUGAGCAAGGAUUCAUUCCAUGUGCCCCAGACAGACCCAGCACUGCGAUAGCCAUCCGCAGCCUCGAGCUCUACCGUGUCACGAAGAUGCGGAACGCUCACCACUCGAUCCAAGCAUACGUCAAAACACUUUGUGACCUUCAUCAUAAACCGUUCGACGCCCAGCUUUCCCGCCACUUCUCUAUCGCGUUCGACAUCUACACCGAAAUUCUUGCGCGGGUCGACAUACUCAUCCAUACCGCUCUCCGAAGAAACUCGCCAAACUGGCGCCUGACCCACGUCUGCCCCGCAUGCAUGUAUACACUGAAAGACGAGCCGGAGCUCAAGUGCAGCAUGUUAUACACAAUGGAUGGCAACGACUCCCUGAAGCGCGUCUUCAAGCGAUCCAACACCCUCGAUGGCGACAACCUCUCGGGCUCUUCGGAACUACCUACGCUACUCAAGGUUCGGAAUGACCGGUAUAUCGAUCGUGACGUGGUCGACCGUUGGGCCAAUGCCCAGUUGGAUCAAGUCAUUACGGCAGAGGAUCUGGCCGACAAUCCUUGCGCGGGAAGGUGGAAGAAUAUGAAGGAGGAUAUUACGAAAAAGAUGUGGGGGGUGUUUGACGAGACUGGUAUAUUUCUGGCCAUAUGCCGACACGGGUUCUCUCUACUCGUAGUUGAUAUGGUUAAGAGCGGUGAAUUGGCUAAGUAUCCACUGGCGAUUGUCGAACGCAUGCUCGAAGCAUUCGGCAAGAACCUGGUUGUCGGCUACGAUAUCGGCUGCAAAUUCAAGACAACUAUGAAGAAAUCCCGGCUCGGGCCCCAGGCAACCAAGCUCAAUCAUAACUGUCUUCUCGACCAUCUCACCACGUAUUUUGAAGGCAUUGGCCUCGAAGAUUUUGAAGGCUGUGAGCGCAAGUAUUCCAGGAGCAACACUCUCGCCGGAUCAGUUCGCCACGCCAGCGCCUACCAUCGCCAGCACUACAUCGACAUGUGGCUCCAUUAUACCGACGAGUUUGAUGUAUAUCCGGCCCUCACGACGUUUUUGUACAAUAAUUACCGGCAAGCCCUCAAGAUAAUGAAGGAUGGCGAACCGAACCUGAAGGCCGAAAUGAAGCGGAUGAAUAUCAAGGACGACUCAGUCUUCGCAAUGUGGUUAGCCGAGGAGAAAGCUUACCUCUUGAAGCUUCAGAAGGAGCCUAACUACAUGUUACUAAUGUACCAAGGUCUCAUCUUGAUAGCCUACCCCACCCAACUUCGCAGACCCUUCAACCCGCCGCGGCCCGGGGUGAACGUCUCCCCUCAUUACGCUCCCGCGAGGAACACACGCCUCGUGCAGGAUCUCGAGCGGCGGCUGGAGAUAGACCGAUGGACCGAAGGCGAUGACGACUGGAUCAAGACUGGUCGGCUGGUUGCUAUGCGUUCGUACCAGAGGGCGCUCGACAAGCUUGAGGGCCUCGUUGUCGCCCGCAUCUUCGAGCUCAACAGCAUGAACCGGCCGGGCAUGGGUUACGCUAUGAGGCAGCACAUUGGCAAAGCGCUGAAGUCACGCGGGUCCGCCAUCCGCUCAGCUCUGCAGGAGUACAACUCCGCUGCCGCCUCCUUGAAUCCCCCCCGCCCCCAGCUCUCGUGGGACGACGUCUCGCGCUACGCUUUUCUCGCCGAUUUCGACCUCCUCCGUGACGCACGCGAAGACAUAUCCACGCGAGCGUGGGCGAAGCCGGCCGCUCGAUCGGCCAUGGAUAUGCACUUCAAGAUACUACGUGCACGCGAAGAAAUCGCGCGCCUCAACGUCGAGAUCAAACGCGUCGCCACUUACCUUCACGACGAGGACAAAUACCUCUCGGCUUGCGAAGAGAAGCUUCGCCAGCAGCACCCGCCGCUCGCCUUUCAGGUGGCCGUGCAUCGGAGUAUCCGCUCCAGGUGCAACGCCUCUCACGCGAAGCGCCUACGUGACAUCGCAGCGCUCGAUGGUUUCACAGGGUCGAUCGAAGUCGGCCAAAGCACGCUAAUCGGUCCAGGAGAGAGCGCCAGCCUUCCAGACCCUAUCAUUCCUCCCUCCCUCGCUGCACAUAUACCUGUAGCGGCCGUGCCCGAGUACGCUUCUGACCUUGAGGACACUGACGAGGAUGAAGAGGAGGCUAGCAUGAACGAUGCGGAAGGCGUAGACAAUACGGAGGAGGCAAUCAAUACCAUCCUUAGUAUAUAUUUUGCAAAAAUCCCGGUAUUCGGAGGGGCUUCCGUUGCUGAGAUAUACGUGCUCGCUGUCGGUGACGACGAGCAGCGACGAGCAGAGAGCCGCCGUCACCGUGUGGGACGACGGCUGGCAUCAGCGAGCUGUCACCUGUCAAUUCCUGACGUCUAG